CAACCCUCCACCACAGCGGCGCGCCAGGCCGCGCCGUUGCCAUUGAACAGAUCUACAGUACUUGUCAAAUGCCGUCGACCGCUCUCCCACUAAAUGUUACUCCUGCAUCAACGCCAGCAAGGGCUUCACCACAAUCAUCUGCUUCGGGCUCAAAGACUCCCACAAAGCAGGCCAUUGCCACCAACCCUGGCGAAAUAUCUAGCCCCCAUGAGCUAACAGCUUUCGUCGAAACGCUACUUGAACAACUAGAUACCCAAUUUGACGCCAUGUCGUCUCAGAUUCUUGAUCACAUGAUGCAAAUGUCGAAUAGAGUGGACGCACUGGAGGCUGCUAUACAGGAUAUCAUUAGCGGAGAUGUGACCACACCAAGUGCAUCUAUAUCGUCGACACCGCUUCUAGCCACCGGCGCAGCGCUGCCGGGUAUUCGAAGGAGUGGAAGUGGCGUCCAGUGAUGGGGAUAUGGCACAAUUUCAGUCUUCAACCAGUCACUGCGUGGUUCUAUUUCGUCGACUGAUAGCGUUCACAACAAUUCAUUUCAUGAUUUGAUCAGCACAUGCAGACUGAUCGCCCAUAUUAAUUUGCAAUCUAGCCGGCUUCGGAUCGUCUGCGUACAUGAAGAAAACAUCGGGUUAUAUUCUGACCUGCUAGGCACGCUUUGGAGGCAGCAGUACAGAUACUACUUGGGUACCCUAUUCAUAUCACACUAUCACGUCAAUCUGACCACUUGAAUCUCUUCUCGAA
This is a messenger RNA of Suillus subalutaceus, 741 nucleotides long. RefSeq lists its product as uncharacterized. The record is from RefSeq and is a predicted model, not a curated record. NCBI's taxonomy places the organism in Eukaryota, Fungi, Basidiomycota, Agaricomycetes, Boletales, Suillaceae. The transcript is spliced from 3 exons. Gene Ontology annotation, cellular component: nucleus; cytosol. Gene Ontology annotation, biological process: cellular heat acclimation. Gene Ontology annotation, molecular function: transcription corepressor activity. Bases 69 to 452 code for a protein of 127 amino acids.